CUUCUGCUUCUGCUAGAAGUUUUGGUCUUGUACUGGUAUUCUAUUUUCUUUAGCUCAAAUAGUUACUUUAGAAGAUAACCCAGAAAAUACUGUUAGACACAGAGAGAGAGAGAGAGAUGAGUAAAGGAAGCAAGCACAUUGACACGGCAAGCACUCGGGUCGAAUCAUCCUAUUCUAUUCUCCCGACUCCUCCUCCUACGUCAUCUAAUCUCAAUAUUCCCGUUUCAGCCACACACAGAAAUGAAGACUUCGGAGCAACUGGGUUUUUUUCUCCCCAAAUUUUCGGGCAUGUCCCAUCCGUAUCUGAAGUCGAAUUUGCAAUUUCUGUGCUGAGAAAUUUUAUACAAGCUGUAUCUUCACACGGGCCAGGGUCAAAUUGGCUUGUUCAGAUGUUGGAUGGUCCUACCUCAAGAUUCUUGAUGUCCGCUGGACUUAGAAAACUCUACGAUGCUUUCCAAUUGCUGGAAAUGGAUCCUUCUGUUAAGAGAUUGGUGAUUGCACUAGCAACUGAUAAAGCCUUGUGGAAUGCUAUUAUGAAGAAUGAGUUAGUACAGAAUCUUAGAGAGUCUCUAUACUCAGCUCAAAGUGGAAGCCGACUUAGGACAAUUGAAGAGCCGGAACUGGUUGCAACCAUUUUGCAGUGGAUAUGGGAAAUGUCAAAGGCAAAGGUUGUGGAACUCAUUGACAAGUUCCAAGCUCUCGUGAAUGAGAUGUUUCAACGUAGAGAGAAUGAGAAAGGAAACACUGUACUAAGGAAUGAUGACCAAGUGGAAGACAAAGUUAGAUCUUCUUUGCUUCUCACCAUCAUUAUCCUUUUGAUCGUGGUGAUUGCCCGAGCUAAUGGGGUUUGAUUAUCAGAUAACCGAGCGAAACAUGUCAAGUACCUCUAUUUUUUUUUUCUUUGUGUGGUUUGAUCAUACUCAAUAUAUUGUUGUAUGAAUCUACAUCUUGAAUUGUUGGUAGUUCAGUGAUAUGUAAUUAAUCAUAUGAACUAUGUAGCUUGUUGUUGCUUUAUUUUCUGAUUAUUGUGGCCAAACUGAAAAGAUAAAUCUUGCUAUUAAUGACCAAAAAGAAUCAGGUUCUUAACU
This is a messenger RNA of Morus notabilis, 1088 nucleotides long. RefSeq lists its product as uncharacterized. The coding region runs from base 117 to 851 and encodes 244 amino acids. The record is from RefSeq and is a predicted model, not a curated record. NCBI's taxonomy places the organism in Eukaryota, Viridiplantae, Streptophyta, Magnoliopsida, Rosales, Moraceae. The transcript has 4 exons.